AUGGCAGCUUCUGAUGGUGGCUACGCUAUUGAAGCCCGUGGGCUGCUACUUGCUCGUCGGGGUCGAGCGAAGCCGCAACGGAGACGGCGGCCCGGACGCAAGACGGCGCCCCGGACGCCCGUGUGGACAUCGAGCUGUGUGUAUGCUGCGACCGCCAAAAUGCGCUCGCUCGUGCUCCUGGUGGUGGUGAUGGUGUUGACGCUGUCGACGAUGGAGACCAAGGACUGCGUCACGUGUAAGAUGUACGAGUCGGAGACGAUGACAGAGACGGCGGGGGCUGCUUCGAGUGUCACGGGGACUUCGGGUCGGAGACCACGACGGAGACGGCGGCCCGGACGCCCGUGUGGCCAGCAGGAUGUAUGCAACGGCAAAGAAGAACAUGAGUGCUAA
This is a messenger RNA of Phytophthora sojae, 390 nucleotides long. RefSeq lists its product as hypothetical. Bases 1 to 390 code for a protein of 129 amino acids. The transcript has a single exon. The record is from RefSeq and is a predicted model, not a curated record. NCBI's taxonomy places the organism in Eukaryota, Oomycota, Peronosporomycetes, Peronosporales, Peronosporaceae.